This is a messenger RNA of Striga asiatica, 1197 nucleotides long. The record is from the annotation of a GenBank genome assembly. NCBI's taxonomy places the organism in Eukaryota, Viridiplantae, Streptophyta, Magnoliopsida, Lamiales, Orobanchaceae.
AAAACUUUAGACAAGUGUUCAUUGAAUCUUUGGAAUAUAAAAUGUGAGAGUUAAAACUUUAGACAAGUCAAAUUUUCCCAACUGGAGAAACGAAAGAUGAGCUUGGGAGCAGCAAAACGUGUGUGGCAGUGUUUUUAGUCCAAGUAGAGCCGUGAAUCCCCCAACUAACUCAACGCUGCCAUUAUGACUCUCCCUCUACCUAUUUCAACCACUGUUAUUUUCAGAUUUUUUAGUCUCUCUACAUACACAUUAAUCCCCUCAAAAAUACAUGUUGAUCUGUUGUGGUCAAGUAGUCAGGAGGUGGGUUUCCUCCUUUACCUCAGCUUUUCCUCAGUCCGGAUUCCUCUUCAAGUUGCUUGCUAGAUGCGUCGUAGCUUGUCUUACUUGUAUUUUUGCUCUAGGUGGAGCUACCAUAGGCGUAAUUAGUGGAGCUCUGAAAGGGCAGACCACUGAGACGGGUCUUGUGCGUGGUGUUGGUGUGGGGGCAGUGGCAGGGGCUGUCACGGCCGUCCAGUUGAUAGAGCUUAUAUUGGAUGGAGAACCAUUUUCCAAGCCUAUGGAGGCACCAAAAGGAAAGUCAUGUGCUUUACAACUACACGUUAUGAAAAGGUUAGCAUUGGUUUGCAGCCUGGUGAAUGGAAAGAUAUUUAUGGAAUGGGUCAGUCCAGCUGUGUUAAAAGCAUAUCAGUGGCAGAUUAACACUAUGGAAACAGGUUUCAGGGAAAUUUCGGACAUAUUUGAAGUGAAUCCCAUCAGAGGACUAUCUCAAGAUGCAAUCCAGGAGCUGCCAAGUUUCAAGUUUAGUGCUGCAAAGGCUUUUGUACCAUGUCAAGAAGCUAGUUGUUCCAUUUGCUUACAGGAUUUGAAGCAUAGAGAAUAUACAAGGCUGCUGCCAGCAUGUCGGCAUUUAUUCCACCAGUACUGUAUAGAUGAAUGGCUCGUCCGGCAGGGUACCUGUCCAAUUUGCAGAAAGGAUGUCUAGACUAUAUCAAAAGAGGAAACAAAAUGAAAAUAUUAUAAAAAAUUGCGAUUAAAAUGGUUCAAGAAUUUUAUGUUCAUGAAUCAGACAGACCACUGAGACUUGAAGUAUCCUAGUAUUGUAAGCAUAUAUAGUUGAAGUUGUAAUCACUAUAGAGACUUGAAGUAUCCUAGUAUUGUAAGCAUAUACAGUUGAAGUUGUAAUCACUAUAGCCACUU